UUCCAUAUUCACACAUUCAGAACAUGGAUUCAGAAAGAAAAGAAUCGAAGAGUGUGUGUGUGAUUGGAGCGGGACCAUCGGGGAUAGUGGUGGCGAGGGAGCUGAGAAGGGAAGGUCAGGAGGUGGUGGUGUUGGAGCAGAACCAUGACAUUGGAGGGCAAUGGCUAUAUGACCCAAAUGUAGAAGAAGAGGAUGACCCUUUGGGAAGAAACCCUUGGCUGAAGGUGCACAGUAGCAUCUACCAAUCUUUAAGGCUGAUGUCCCCAAGAGAGGUGAUGGGCUUCACUGAUUUCCCUUUUUCAGUGAAGAAAGGUAGAGACCCUAGGAGGUUUCCUAGCCACAGAGAGUUCCUUCUCUACCUCAAGGACUUCUGUGAAUGGUUUAAGGUCACAGAGAUGAUCAAGUUCAACACAAAGGUGCUUUAUGUGGGACCCUUAAACUAUGGUGUCUCUACUCAGGAUUUGAAAUGGCUUGUUAGAAGCAAAGAGAAGGAGAGUAAUAAGGAAGUUGAACAAGUCUUUGACGCUGUGGUUGUGGCCACUGGCCAUUACUCUAAGCCUAGAUUGCCCUGCAUUCAAGGAAUGGAGAAAUGGAGAAGAAAACAAAUGCACAGUCACGUUUACAGGUCUCCAGAGCCCUUCCGAGGGGAGAUAGUGGUGGUGGUUGGAAAUUCUUUUAGUGGACAAGAAAUAUCAAUGGAGCUUGUGAAAGUAGUGAAGGAACUGCACCUGAGUUCGAAAUCACUUGAGAUUUACGAGGGUUUAUCCAAAGUUAUAUCCAAAUACGAGAACUUUCACCUUCGUCCGCAGAUCGACAACCUUCGAGAGGAUGGGAGUGUCACUUUCACGGACGGUUCCUGCAUAAUCGCAGACACUAUUUUAUACUGCACUGGGUAUGAGUAUUCCUUCCCUUUUCUUGACACAAAGGGAAUGGUUGUUGUGGAUGAUAACAGAGUGGGUCCUUUGUAUGAACACACUUUCCCUCCAUCACUUGCACCUUCGCUUUCACUCAUAGGCAUCCCCAGAAAGAUCCUAGGGCUCCCUUUCUUUGAGUCUCAAGGAAAAUGGAUAGCUCAACUGCUUUCUGGGAAAAAGGUUUUGCCAUCAUACGAGGAAAUGAUGAAAUCAAUCGACGACUUUUAUCAUUCAAAAGAGGCUGCUGCUAUUCCUAAACGUCACACCCAUGAAAUUGGAGACUUUGAGUACUGUGACAAAUAUGGAGAAAAUGUUGGAUUUCCAAAGUUGGAAGAAUGGAGAAAAGAGUUGUGCGUAUCUUCCGUAGUCAACUACUUUGUCAACUUGGAGACUUGUCGUGAUUCAUGGUAUGAUGAUGAGAAGCUUCAAGAAGCUCUGAAAUCUCCAUACUUCACUCAACUUCAAGAUCCUUCUUUCUAAAACCUAAUUUGCUUAAUAAUUAUAUGUAAUUCUAUUUCUAAGUUCAAAACUUUCUUAAUCUUGACUCGUCCAAAUCUUUAAUUUGGCCAAAUGAAAUGUCACCAUAAAAAUUUCAUGUAAAAUUUGAAUACUAAAAUAAAAUCUUCCAAAAUUUACUAUCUUUA
Messenger RNA from Vigna angularis (adzuki bean), 1558 nucleotides. Its product is annotated as flavin-containing monooxygenase FMO GS-OX-like 8. Gene Ontology annotation, molecular function: N,N-dimethylaniline monooxygenase activity; flavin adenine dinucleotide binding; NADP binding. The coding region runs from base 24 to 1394 and encodes 456 amino acids. The record is from RefSeq and is a predicted model, not a curated record. The transcript is spliced from 7 exons. NCBI's taxonomy places the organism in Eukaryota, Viridiplantae, Streptophyta, Magnoliopsida, Fabales, Fabaceae.